GGCUUCAACUCUGGUGGUGGGCGGAUGAGUAAUGCAUCCAGGAAGCCUGGAGGCUGUGAUUUCCGCGCCAACCCCGCCCCUCUCAUGGACAUUUAUUCUCCACCUCUCAGGCCCUGCCGCCAUCGCCGCAGAUCCGGUGCCUACAGAGACACCAGAGACAACACCAUGGCCCCAUUUGCACCCCUGUCCUCUGGCCUCUUCCUGUUGCUGUCACUGAUAGCCUCCAGUAGGGCCUGCACUUGUGCCCCACACCACCCACAGACUGCCUUCUGCAACUCAGACGUCGUCAUAAGGGCUAAGUUCGUGGGGCCCGCAGAAGUCAACCAGACCACCUUAUUAAACCAGCGUUACGAGAUCAAGAUGACUAAGAUGUUCAAAGGGUUCGACGCCUUGGGGCAUGCCGCGGACAUCCGGUUCGUCUACACCCCUGCCAUGGAGAGCCUCUGUGGAUACUUCCACCAGUCCCAGAACCGCAGUGAGGAGUUUCUCAUCGCUGGACGCCUGAGGAAUGGGCGUUUGCACAUCAGUACCUGCAGCUUCCUGGUUCCCUGGCUUACUCUGAGCCCUUCUCAGCAAAAGGGCUUCACCAAGACCUAUAGUGCUGGCUGUGGGACAUGCACAGUAUUUCCUUGUUCAACCAUCCCCUGCAAACUGGAAAAUAACACUCAUUGCUUGUGGACAGACCAGCUCCUCCAGGGCUCUGAGAAGGGCUACCAGAGCCGCAACUUUGCCUGCUUGCCACAGAAUCCAGGCUUGUGCACCUGGCAAUCCCUGCGGGCCUAGAUGGCCUGAAGCCUAUGUCCAGUGGAAGCUGAAGCCUGCAUACUGUUCACCUUCCCACUUCCAUCUUUCUUUCUCUCAGAUGGUGAAAUAAAGAACUACUACCCAGCA
Messenger RNA from Nannospalax galili (Upper Galilee mountains blind mole rat), 891 nucleotides. RefSeq names its product TIMP metallopeptidase inhibitor 1 (gene Timp1). Gene Ontology annotation, cellular component: extracellular matrix. Bases 25 to 783 code for a protein of 252 amino acids. The transcript has 6 exons. The record is from RefSeq and is a predicted model, not a curated record. NCBI's taxonomy places the organism in Eukaryota, Metazoa, Chordata, Mammalia, Rodentia, Spalacidae. Gene Ontology annotation, molecular function: protease binding; metalloendopeptidase inhibitor activity. Gene Ontology annotation, biological process: negative regulation of endopeptidase activity; negative regulation of membrane protein ectodomain proteolysis.